CUCCACAUAGCGAUGAAAUAAGAAAGUUGUAUUACAAAAUGGCAACGAUUGCAGGCCGUAGUUGUGUUUUCCUUAAUUAAAUUUCAUCAAUUGAAACGAUACUUAGUUCAUCGUCCAGUGUUAUUAUAACACAAGAAUAACAAUGAAGUAGCGAUACAACCGAGGUACAAAGCAAUAUGUAUAACGGUAUCGGAUUGCAAACGCCCCGAGGUUCAGGGACCAACGGGCACGUGCAAAGAAAUUGGGCGAUAGUCCGUAAGACUAAAGACAAAGUUUCGUACAAAACUGAAGAAGAACUACAGAAGUUGGACCAACUGAAUAAACAACCUAACAAAGAAAUCUUGGAUCAUGAAAGGAAGCGCAAGAUCGAAGUCAAGUGCGCAGAAUUUGCCGACAUUCUCGAGGAUCAAGGAUUUACUAGCGAGGAGGUCGGCGAAAAGGUUGAAUCAUAUCGCUCUAUGCUAAUGGGCAGCGAUAUUCAGCCCAGCGUUCCUCGUGACGAAUUUGGCCGCGUUAACGUUAGAGAAACACACCAAAUAGCCGAGGCACAACAGGAGAAGAAUGCAAAACUACGGGAGGCGUUUGGUAUCUCAGAAUUUUUUGUCGAGGGAAGCAGCCUGGAUCCUGAGAGACACGCACGAGAAGCCGAAGCGAGAGCAGCUGCUAAUAAAGUCUAUGAAUUAGUAAGAACACCGAGCCCAGAACCAAUCGCUGCUACAACGGUGCCCGAAAAGAAACGUAAGAGAAAACGUUCUAGAAGUAACUCAAAGAAGAAGAAGGGAAAGAAACACAAACGGGACAGAUCCGAGUCCCCGAAGGCGAACAAGAAGAAGGAGAAAGCUAAGAAAAAGAAAAAGGAAAAGAAACAUAAGAAAAUAGAAGUCUCUUCAUCCGACAGCGAUUCCUCGAGCGAAGAUUCGGACGAUAGCAGCUCCUCGGACAAUGAGUCUAAAAAGAAGAAAAAGAAGAAGAAGAAGAGGUCUAAAUCAGAUGGAAAAGAUAAGCGUGAGAAGAAGAAGGUAGCUGCGAAAAAGAAACAUCAGUCAUCCGACAGCUCUACCGAAAGCUCUCCAGAGCGACCGAAAAAGUCUUCAAAGCAUGACAAAGUGGCGGAAACAAUUCAAAAAGUAGACGAAGCUGAAAGUACUAGCAAAAGAACAGAAUAUUUGAGAAGAGAGUUGGAGGAACUUGAGAAGCGGAUAAAAGAGCGAGAACAGAAAGAGUUGGAAGCGCAAAACCAACUGAAAAAAGACAAGGCGGAGGAGAGAAUCAGGCGCAGGAGCCGUUCGACUUCUCCAAAGCAGAAGGAAUCUAGAAACAAAUCACCGAGGAGGCAGGAUAGAAUCGGAAGAGUUGGAACGAGGAACGAAUCGCCUCCACCUCCACCUAGGAGACCUAGAGAAUCGCCUGCUAAGAGGGUCAGUUUAGAAAAUCGUGACAAGUCACCGUUUGCGCAAAGAAACUCGCCCUUCCGUCGAAACAGGUCGCCGUCGAGGGGAAGAACCGAGAGACGUUCACCACGAAGACACUCUCGGCACCGACACGUAUCACCGUCGCCAAGAAGACAACGAUUCUCAGGAUCGAGGAGACAACGACGUUCGAUUUCACGAAGCAGAAGUCCAUCGAGGUACGAACGAUACAGUUCCAGGCGAAGACCCUCGCCACCCAGGCGUAGGAGGUCAGGAUCUCGGUGGAGGUCAAGGUCGCCACGACGAGGCAAAGAGAUAAGAGAGAAAUCUAAGGAUCGUAAAAGUCGCAGCAAGUCGAGAAGCCGCUCAAGGCGAUCCAGCCUGAGUUAUUCUCCGGUGCGUAGGAAUCCCGAACGUUAUAAGGAUAUUUUAGAAGACAAGAAAAAGGAGCAGAAGAAGAAUGACAGCGAAAAACAAAAGUCACGCUCGAUUUCACGGAAUCGAAAGGUUCAAACCAUCACCCCGAGAGUUAGUCUGCGCUCUUCGAGCGAAGAUGAAGGCGAUCUAGCUGACGACGAGCCAAAACAAGAGGACGAAGAGAGACAGAAGGAGUUGAACACUUUGAAACAGUUGCAAACAGGCUUGGCUGCCAAAGCCAGAGAAUCUUUAGGUAAAAAAGUAAUCAGCCCAGUCAAAGUAAAAGUCGAGAGGAAGGAUGAGAACGUUUUUGACAUCGCGCUGCCGGAUGAACCACCAAAAUUAGCUCAGAAAAUCAUCGGCCCUCUACAGGAAAGGUUCAAAUCUUUUUCACCGGAGCAAGCUACCGCUGCGAUAUCUCCACCCACAAGUAGAUCGCCUUCACCUGCUUUGCCCUUGACGAGAGCUGAAGCGGCUGUGAGAUUGAGGUCGCCCACAGAAUCUCCGCCUCCGGUGACAACUCAUUUUCUCCAAAGAGCGAUAAGGUCGAAAUCAAGAAGUCCUGUCAAAAAAAUAAACCGUUCACGUUCUGGAUCAAGGUCCAGAUCCCGAUUGAAAUCGAGAUCUAAAUCUGUUGAAAAAUUUGCCAAGAAUAAUCGUUCGAGAUCGGGAUCAAAGCACAGAAGUUCCAGGUCAAGUUCUACUUCUGUAUCGCCGGUGAGAGUGCGGCGCAAAUCGGUUUCCAAGUCUCCAAGACAAUCGAACAGAAUUUCACCGAAACCCGCGAAAUCACCGCCUCAAUCCAAGUCAGCGUCGAAGAGCAAAUCUCUGUCGAGAUCGCCUUCACGGAUCUCAGAUAAAUCUAAGGACGUUUCGCCAAAAAAUAUGUCUAUCUCUCGAUCCACCACAAGAUCACCGGCUUGUUUCGUUUCUACAAAGAUUUCUACCUCUCGAUCGCCGUCGAGAUCUCCGAUAAGAUUGCGAAAAAUUUCGCCUAGAAACAAGUCGUAUUCUAGAUCGCGGUCAAGAUCCUACUCGAGGUCACCAUCCAGAGAAAAGGGCCUCUCCAGGUCGCCCAGCAAUCAAUCUGCCGUAAUGAGAUCGACGUCCAGGACAAAGCGCUCGGUCUCCAGAUCGCCACAGAGAUCGAAGACAUCUGUUUCACCAGUUCUACAGAAGUCUAAAAGCAGGAGCAGAUCACUGUCAAAAAAAUCGAGAAGUCGCUCUUUGUCAAAAAAAUCUCUUAGUCGGUCACGAUCUGUUUCUAGAGAGUCUAGAAACAAGGCAAAGAGAAGUCACAGUCGCAGCAGCUCACGCUCUUCAAAUAGUUCUACUAGGCACAGUCGACGAAGCUACUCUAGUUCUUCUCGAUCGUCGAGCAGCGGUUCCAGCCGUUCGUCGCGCUCGAGUUCCAGCAGCUCUGCAUCAAGUAGAUCUCGAUCACCAUCAAUUCCACGUCGUCAUGGUUCACCAAGCUUUUUAGACAGACGUCGAAUCACCAGUGCUAGAAAACGACCAAUUCCUUAUCAUCGACCAACACCAUCGCCACCAUCUUCUCCCAGCAGUUCCGAAAGCAGUAGACAGAGCAAUUGGUCAAGUCCUCAUUCGAGCCGAUCACCCACUCGUAGCCCAUCGUACAGUCAUUAAGACACGUUGGUCUCUCGUUCAAAGGGUUCUAGAAAAAUCAGAUGUUCCUACGUGUAUACAAAAUUUAACGUGGUCAUACUUCUACUUGAAGAUUUAAUCGGGCUUUCUUAUUUAUUGACCCUUCGUUGUCAGGGAGAUUACAAUGUGAUUAUUAUUGUUUUAAUUAUUUUCUAUACGUUAUUUGCCAGAUUCUUGUACUAUUAGGUGAUGCCUUGUGCCUAGUACCUAUCUAUAACUAAUCGCGCAGAACAGACUUUGUCAAUUGUGUUUCGAGAGGCACACUUUUCC
Diprion similis is the source of this 3761-nucleotide messenger RNA. It is a transcript of the gene Srrm234, whose product is annotated as peptidyl-prolyl cis-trans isomerase CYP95. Bases 177 to 3473 code for a protein of 1098 amino acids. The transcript has 11 exons. Lineage: Eukaryota; Metazoa; Arthropoda; Insecta; Hymenoptera; Diprionidae. The record is from RefSeq and is a predicted model, not a curated record.